Molecule: messenger RNA, 2877 nt
Organism: Naegleria fowleri
Lineage: Eukaryota; Heterolobosea; Eutetramitea; Acrasida; Naegleriidae
Exons: 3
Coding region: 1-2877 (958 amino acids)
Molecular function (GO): protein binding
Source: RefSeq, a predicted model, not a curated record
AUGAACAAAUCUCCUCCAACAACAAGUAGGAGCAGUUCCAUCUUUUCUUUUCAAGAUCAUCUCGAUCAUCAUGACCAAUUAUGUUCCCCUUCUUUCCUUCUCCACUCGAUUGGAAAUGACAAGAGAUCAUCUCUUGUACCAUUGAUUGAGGAGGAAGUGGAUCAAGACGAAGAAUCAUCCUCGUCAUCAUCCUCAUCAUUCGGGAAACCAAUAAAAAUGAUUCAAAAUGGGUCAUUGAAUCAUCAACGACAAGCCUCUCAUUCGGUUCAUCAUCAUCACCCACAAGAACCACCUUCACCUCCGUUGUUGAAACAGGUUCAUUCGCUUCCGAAUGGACUUUCGGUAGGAUCUUCAUCGGCAAUGGUUGGAAAUUCAUUUUCAUCAUCAUCCGCUGGUGGUGGUGGUGGGAGUAGUAAUUAUCAUUCCAAUAAUGAUCAUAAUAAUAAUAACAAUUUGAUGAUGCCCAUGAAUCUUCCUUCUGAACAUGUUCAUCAUUCUCUUUCACAACCCUCUUCUUCCAUCUCGCCUAAAUAUAAUUCUCCUCCUUCAUCGGGACCAUUCAUGAAUCAUGGAGGCAACAACAACAUUGCAAACAGAUCUUCUUCCCCCUCUGUACAAAUGAAUCAAUACAACAACAACAGUAAUAAUAAUAAUAAUGGACAGCAUCAUAGACGUCAUGGUAGAAUAGGUUCAUCACCUCCGGCAAUGAUGUACAGUACAGGAAAAUUUCCUUCGAAUAUGCCGCAACCAUUUCAGAACAAUAAUAAUAACAAUCAACAACAACAACAGAUCAUGUACAACAAUACCAAUGGCAGCAUGUUGGAAGGAAAUUACCAUAAUAAUUUUAGUAACAAUCAUCCAACAUUCCAACAAUCACAUCCAUACGGAAACGGUGGUACUUUGAAUACUAAUAAUAACGGAGUAUGGGGAAAUUCAUAUCCACAACCAAGCACUCAUCAUCCACAGCAACCAACAUCAAGAGGAAGUAUUAGAGGCAAUGCCAUCCAUAAUCCUUCUCAAUCAUCCUAUUUCACAGAAUUACGAAUGGAAUUUCAAGCACUUUCACAACAAGCUCAAAAAUUGAAAGAUCAGAGGACUCAAUUGAGAAAUGAAUUGGGACAUUUAGAAGAGAUUAUAUUCAAAUGUCAGGAAAAGAAAUCUCUUUUGGAAGACAAAGAAAAGAGAUUAGACAAAUUACAAAAUAAUAUCAAACAAAAAUUGAAAGCUGUACAAGAAAAGCUUUUUAAACUUGAAGAUCAAUCCCCAAGAGACAAUAUUGAGGAUGUGAAAUAUAAUUCAACCGUUCUUACAACCAACGAGCCCGCUAAUAACAACCCAACAUCAGCUAACGAAGAGGACAAACGAGAGUGGACCUCAACAACUCCUCCAUUAGGAGAUGAAGCAUUAACUGAUGCUUUAUCUCAAACAACACAAGACAACCCUCUACCUCCUGAAAAUAACAACAAUAAUAUUAUUCCUGAUGGAAUUUCAGAGGAUGAUAACGAAUCUCAAAAUUUGGACGAUGUUCUUGAGGAUGAGAUGGAUGAUGAUGCUUGGAGUUACACAAGUGCAGGAAGCGAUUUAAGUAUUGCUUCGAGAGUUUCACUACCAGCCAACAUUUCACAUCACAUGAGUAAGGGAAAUCAAUACUACAACACAUUGAAUCAACAAGGAAAGCCACCAUCUUUGAAUAGGAACAAACACAGAGCUUAUCAUCAUCAUACUUUGGACGACGUUGUUUUUAAUACUCAAUUCAGAACUCGUUCAGCAUCUUUUAAUUUUCAACAGUCAUACGGACAAAUUACUCCAAGAACCUACAGAAAGAGAGUCUUAAAGGAAUUAGCCAAUUCAGACACACCGUUUGAUUUGUCUGAAUGUACUCUACGAGGUCACACCAAAUCCAUAACUGCCAUUCAUCUCAUUGGAUCAAGAUUUGUAAUUUCGGGCUCUGCAGAUUGUACUGUUAGAGUUUGGGACUUGCAUUCGAGAUCAUUAAUUCAAACUCUAACUGGCCAUACUGGUUGGGUUCGAUCUGUCACUUCAGACUUUUCUGACGUUUCAGAAUCAGACGAAUAUGAAAGACUGAUAGACGACUUGAAAUUUGUUGUCAGUGGUUCAGGAGACGGUACCAUUCGGCUAUGGGAUGUGAGCAAUCCUGACGUUGAGGAGAAGUGCGUUAAAGUUCUUAAGGGCCAUGAAGGGGGUGUGACCUGUGUGAAGAGUGAUAUCAAUGGAGUUAUUGUGAGUAGCAGUGUGGACAAGACAGUGAAAGUUUGGGACCGCAAUCAAAGUGAGUGCGUUCAAACCUUGAUUGGUCAUGAACGAUACGUGAAAACACUUCAAUUUAAAUCUCAUGCUCUUAUCACAGGAGGAGGUGACAAGUGCAUUCGCUUGUGGGAUUUGCGCUCAGGAAAAUGCACCAAACGAAUCAAUGCACAUGACACCAUCAACGUGUUACAAUUCACAGAUGAUCGCAUCAUUGUUGGCUGCCAAAGUGGACAAAUAUUGGACUAUGAUCUCAAAGCAGGAAAACUUUUGGAUAAUCUUGCAAGUCACGGUGGUCCAAUAUCUGGAUUGAAGUUCAUUGGUUCUAGGCUCAUCUUCUCCUCUACAGUACCAAUUACUUCUGCUUUCCACAGGCAUCACAUGAUUUCUAACAACAACAACAGCAACGACGGUCUUACAUCACCAAGAGUUGCAUGUAAAAUGAAUGGACGUUCUUUCCUUUGCCUAAAUCCAAUAGAGUACAAUUUGGAAACGAAAAAAACAACACGAGAAUUCUUUGGACAUGUUGGAUCUGUAAAUAGUUUAGAUUUUAGUUCAACAAAAUUAGUGACCGGAUCGACCGAUCAUACCAUCAAAUCAUGGGUCCUGUAG